CUCUGGAGCUCGAUGUUCGGCGAAGGACCAGACCUCGGUGACGUUCAGCUGCGAAUAAAUAGUCGGGGUACCGCGGAGGUGACCCCAGUUUACAAUGCCUCCCAUGCUGAAAUUCGCGCGCCGACUGAGUCCCAUCGAUUUGAUUUGCGCGAAGACAAGGCCCUUGUCGUCCCACCCCCACCACCGCCCCUUCACCUCCUUCCGCCCCUCACACCGCACGAUGUCGUCCUACAAGCUCUUCUGCAUGGGGAACCCGCUCCUCGACCUCCAGGUCCGCGACGGGGAGAAGCUCUUGGAGAAGUACGGCCUGAAGUCGAACGAUGCGAUUUUGGCAGAGGAGAAGCAUCUGCCGCUGUACGACGAGAUCGUAAAGGAGCACGAGGUCACGUACGUCGCUGGCGGUGCGGCGCAGAACGCGGCGCGUGGGGCUGCGUACUGCCUGCCCCCGAAGUCUGUGGUGUACACGGGCUGCGUUGGCGAUGACGAUCUUGCGGAGCAGCUCAAGGCGGCGAACAAGCGUGAGGGGCUCGAUGAGGCGUACCUCGUGAAGAAAGGCGAGAAGACGGGCGCAUGCGCGGUUAUUAUCACUGGCCACGAUCGCUCCCUCGUCACCACCCUCCGUGCGGCGGAGAAGUUCGAGCAGUCGCACCUUUCGUCCGAGGCGGUUGCGCCGCUCGUCGACGCCGUCCAGUUCUACUACAUGGAGGGCUACUUCGUGACCCACGGCCUCGCCUCCGCGCUCGAGCUCGCGGGCAAGUCGGCCGCCAAGUCCAAGUGCUUCGUCCUCAACUUCUCCGCGCCCUUCAUCCCCCAGUUCUUCAUGCCCGCGAUCCAGCAGCUCCUCCCCUACGUCGACAUCGUCAUCGCGAACGAGUCCGAGGCGGAGGCCUGGGCGUCUGCGAGCGGGCACCCCGCGCCGACCGACCUCGCCGCCGUCGCCAAGUCGCUCGCAAUGCAGCCGAAGACGAACCCGGCCCGCCCGCGCGUUGUCAUCUUCACGCACGGUGCGGAGGAGACCGUCGUGGUGAGCUCCGCGGAGCCGGACCGCGUGCGCACGUAUAAGGUCGACAAGCUCGCGGAGGGCGAGAUCGUCGACACCAACGGUGCUGGUGACGCCUUCGCGGGCGGCUUCCUGGGUGCGCUCGUUGCUGGCCGCGAGCUCGACGACUCUGUCGAGGCGGGCCACAAGCUUGCGAAGAUUAGCAUCCAGCAGAUCGGCCCGCAGUUCAAGUGGCCGAAGGUCCAGAUCCUCUAGAUAACUCACGUACUUACCCAGCAUUGAUACCAAAACGCUCUCAACAGCGUCCCCACCUGUACUCUCAUCUGCAACUUGCUUUCCUCAGCGUGUAUCCAAUAGUAUUGUUUUGCAAUGUGCUUCCGCUAUGAAACUUCGAGUGACGACCCUGCCAAAUUGCGCGAAAUGCC
Messenger RNA from Schizophyllum commune H4-8, 1425 nucleotides. RefSeq names its product adenosine kinase. Gene Ontology annotation, molecular function: adenosine kinase activity. Gene Ontology annotation, biological process: purine ribonucleoside salvage. NCBI's taxonomy places the organism in Eukaryota, Fungi, Basidiomycota, Agaricomycetes, Agaricales, Schizophyllaceae. Bases 95 to 1255 code for a protein of 386 amino acids. The record is from RefSeq and is a predicted model, not a curated record. Gene Ontology annotation, cellular component: nucleus; cytosol. The transcript has 5 exons.